CCCGCGGCGCUGGAGGCGGCAGGUUGCGGCGGCGGCGCCGGGCCCCGGAGGGAGCGAGCUGGUCGGACGGAGCCCGGUUCGGUCCCCGAGGCCGGCGGACGCCCAGGGCGGGGAUGCUCUCCGGACUGGUGGCCAUGGAGCUGAAAGUGUGGGUGGACGGGAUCCAGCGCGUGGUCUGCGGGGUUUCGGAGCAGACCACCUGUCAGGAAGUGGUCAUCGCACUCGCCAGGGCUAUCGGCCAGACAGGUCGCUUCGUGCUGGUGCAGCGUCUGCGGGAGAAGGAGCGGCAGCUGCUACCCCAGGAGUGUCCCCUGGGCGCCCAGGCCACCUGCGGGCAGUUUGCCAACGAUGUCCAGUUUGUCCUCCGGCGGACGGGGCCCAGCCUGGCGGGGAGGCCCGCCUCAGAGACCUGCCCCCCUCCGGAGCGCUGCCCCAUCCGUGCCAGCCUCCCCACCAAGACUCCCAAAAGGCCGGCCCUGGGCCGUGAGCCUCGCAAAGCGCUCACCUUCAACCUGGGCUGCACCGGACCGGCCUCCAGCUCCUCACCACCGCCCGAGUCUACCUCUCUGCUGGGCCUGGAGCAGAUAGUGCAGCGGAACGCGGCGGAGCUGGCCCAGGCCGCCUUCUGGGAGCAGGAGCUCCGGAGGGAGCAGGCCCGGGAGCGUGAGGGCCAGGCGCGCCUGCAGGCCCUGAGUGAGGCCACCGCGGAGCACGCAGCUCGGCUGCAGGCCCUGGACGCCCAGGCCCGCGCGCUGGAGGCGCAGCUGCAUCUGGCGGCUGAGGCCCCCGGGGCCCCGAUGUUCCCCACAGCUUCGGCCACCGAGCGCCUGCGCCAGGACCUGGAGGCCCAGGAGCGGCAGGGCGCCGAGGUGCAGGGCAGCCUUGCUUUGGUGAGCCGGGCUCUGGAGGCCGCAGAGAGCGCCCUGCAGGCCCAAGCCCAGGAGCUGGAGGAGCUGAAUCGUGAGCUGCGCCAGUGUAACCUACAGCAGUUCAUCCAACAGGCAGGUUCCACACCGCUGCCCCCACGGCCAGACAGGGUCUCCCCGGAAACACAGGGUCUCUCUUCUCCUACCAGAGAAGACCCUCACUCCGGAUCCCCCCGGAAUCCGGCCUUCUCACCCAGCCUGAGCCCAGAAGUUGCACCUGUGCGGCAAAACUCCUGGAGGUAGCGGCUCCUGUGCCCCCCGCAGUGGGUCGGCAUGGAGAACCCCGCCUUGGUGGUGGGCAUCAGCGAGUGAGCAUGUGUGUGUGUGUGUGUGUCUCCAUGAGCAGUGCUGGGGACAGACCCAUUGCAGGGACCUACAAGGCUGGCUGAGGCCAGUUCCCAAGGCCACAGCUCCAUCUCUGGGGAUCCAGCUGUCUGGACAUUGUGCUCCAAUCUGGAUCCUUCUUGGACAAGAGUGUGUCCUGUUUCUGCUGCAUGUGUAUGUGUAUGUGCGUGCGUGUAUCUGUGUGUGUCUGUGUGUAUGUGUGUGUGCGCGUGUCUCCAUGGUGUGUAUGUGCCCCAGCCUCCCCAACACUAAAACCUCAAUAAAUUGUCCAAAGCA
Suncus etruscus (white-toothed pygmy shrew) is the source of this 1547-nucleotide messenger RNA. RefSeq names its product Ras association domain family member 7 (gene RASSF7). Gene Ontology annotation, biological process: signal transduction. The record is from RefSeq and is a predicted model, not a curated record. The coding region runs from base 114 to 1169 and encodes 351 amino acids. Lineage: Eukaryota; Metazoa; Chordata; Mammalia; Eulipotyphla; Soricidae. The transcript is spliced from 6 exons.